Messenger RNA from Prunus armeniaca (apricot), 315 nucleotides. The record is from the annotation of a GenBank genome assembly. Lineage: Eukaryota; Viridiplantae; Streptophyta; Magnoliopsida; Rosales; Rosaceae.
AUGAAGAAGCGCCAAGUGGUGGUGAAACAGGACAGUUCGGGGAGGAGCUCGAGCACUUCGUCUUCCAUGGUGAGAACUGUGAGGUAUGGUGAGUGCCAGAAGAACCAUGCUGCAAAUUUAGGAGGGUAUGCUGUGGAUGGGUGCAGAGAAUUCAUGGCAAGUGGUGAGGAGGGGACAACUGAGGCUCUUACAUGCGCUGCUUGUGGCUGCCACAGGAAUUUUCACAGAAGAGAAGUGGAAACUGAGAAAACUGUUCGUCGGGUUUUGAACACUGCGAUGCCCCUGGCGGCUAGCAGGCUGUACGUCGACAGCUAG